This is a messenger RNA of Pollicipes pollicipes, 875 nucleotides long. RefSeq names its product bromodomain-containing protein 3. Lineage: Eukaryota; Metazoa; Arthropoda; Thecostraca; Pollicipedomorpha; Pollicipedidae. The transcript has 8 exons. The record is from RefSeq and is a predicted model, not a curated record. Gene Ontology annotation, molecular function: protein binding. The coding region runs from base 123 to 875 and encodes 250 amino acids.
AUGCGCUGUGGUUGCGGCUGCAAUGGUGCCGUCGCUUGGGCCCCAAUUGAGGGUGCAUGGAAAGUCAAAGUAGCGCUCUCUGUUAAGAUCAACGAGAUGCUGAGUAAUUUUGGUUACCAGCCAUGGAUAGCAUGGCUCCCGGCCACCCCAUCAACACAUACAAUGGUCUCAGUGAGGACGACGAGGAUGACGAGGAGGAUGAGGAGGAAGUGGCGGCCGCCGACGGUCCAGAGGAGGACGCCAGCUCCAGCGGGGACGAGGCCGAGGAGUGCCCGGUGCCGGCCGCGCUGCCGGUCGAGCCCGGCUGUGCGGCUGAGCAGCGCGCCGCCGGCCUCUCGCGGGAACUGUACCAGGGAUACAGAGUGCUGCGGGAGUUGAUGUCUGCGGCGAAUCGCACUUUCAACUGGCCGUUCAUGAACGCUGUGAACGCCGAGGGCGCACUGUGGGACUACAAGACAAUCAUCAAGGAACCCACCUGGCUCAAGAAAGUACGGGACCGCCUGCUGGACGGCGCCUACGCCUCACUGACGCCGCUGUUCCGCGAGCUGCGCCUCAUGCUGCGCAACUGCUACCGCUACAACGGGCCGCAGCACAGCAUCACGCGGCGCGCGCUCCGGCUGGAGCAGACCAUGGAGCAGCUGAUCGACCAGAUGGAGCCCGACCUGCGUGACCAGUGUACCCUGGAGGCGACCGAGGGACCGGAGGCCGUGGUCGACACGUCACUGGUCAGCCGGAGACGCUCCGCUAGGGGCAAGAAGCCCACGUACUUCUCACACGUGCUGCACGCGGUGCGCCACGAGCGCGCCGAGCGGGAGAAGGCGUACCGGCGUCAGCAGCUGGAGGCGCGCCGGGCGCGUGGGAGGCGGCGCUGCUAG